AAUUUUAUUUCAUUGUGAGACCCACCAAUUUUUUAGCUCCCCACUACGUAAAAUACAUUGCUUUGUGAAAAUGUCAAUCCUUAAAGAAGUAUGCGGUGGACCUGAGCCAAAAUGGAAGUCAGAUGAGAGCAUCCACAAGCUACCGGAAGCUAAACUAAUCUCAUCCCUGGAAUGCAUUCAACUGAAGCGUGAGCUGGAAUCCGAGAGUCAGGAUGAGUUCGAGGUUAGUCCCAUGAUCCUGUGCCUUAUGCUGACCUUUUUGCUUUUCCUGAUCGGGUUCUGGAUCUGGUUAAUUUCGAGAAGCUGCCUCUUUUCGCAACCCGAGCAGGUUGAGAAAAACACCAUGGAUAAAGGUCGAAUUUCUGGAGGUUCAACUCCAAGAUACAGAAGCCACAAGAUUCGUUGCUUUGAUGAAGUGGCUGACUGGGAUGGCAAUCCAUUGAACUACAGCGGUUCCAAGCAGGGUAUUUUGAAGGCUAGCUACUGUCAUCUAAUGGAUUUGAACAGAAAAUCGCCUGUUUCCGUUUCUCCGGGUUUGGAAACGGAGUACGAAUCAUCACACAAAGGGACCGAAUCUUUACCAAGAACUGAUGAGAAGGAAACGGAUAUUUCCACCAGUCAGGCUUUGGCCGGAUCACCCCUAUCCUUCUGCAGUCCAAAAAGAAAAUACCGGAUCAAGUGGUCUAAGUUUAUUAGGCGCAAUCGAAAAAAUCAGUCCGAAACUGAAAGCCCGCAAUGA
Messenger RNA from Drosophila erecta, 739 nucleotides. RefSeq lists its product as uncharacterized. The record is from RefSeq and is a predicted model, not a curated record. Lineage: Eukaryota; Metazoa; Arthropoda; Insecta; Diptera; Drosophilidae. The transcript has a single exon. Bases 71 to 739 code for a protein of 222 amino acids.